UGAUUUAUCGUCCAGCGGGAGGUUCCCGUGAGAGAGUCGAUCGAUCGGGAGCACGGCCUGUCCGAUCCACCGUCGUGCCGCGAGAGAUCAUCGAUCGAUCGACGAGAAUCGAGUUGUCCCUCGACUCGUAUAAAUGAGAUCCCGUCUCCAAAUGUUUCGGUAGUGUCCGCGAGAGCAGAGGGUUUCUGUAGUGUCUCGCUCGCUGUCGAGUCUCCAACAUUUGCACGAGAGAUCGAGUGACCAUGUGUCAAAGUUGCGCACCGCCGAAACUGCGCCGGACGUAUUCGACCGGAUUGGUGGUGGUCCAGGUUCUGGGCAAACCUCCGAGACCCUGCGCAGGCGCAAAGAAUUCUUCAACAGCAGCAGCAGCAGCAGCAACAGCAGCAGUUACUUCUUGUUCCGCGUCUUCUCACUCGCAGCGUUCUGUUGAGAGGCCGGUGAACGAGAAUCGGAUCAAGGAGGAAAAGCAUGACAGAGCAAAUUGUACCAAAGCAAGCCCUCUACGAGGCCCGAGCUGGAAGUUGUUUGCUGGAGGUGAGCAGACUCGUCUUGCAGACGGCGAGGUAUCAAAUUCAACCUCUGUUGAAUUCGAUUGCUCUACUGAAUCAGAAAUGAGGAGUGUGGUUGAUCUUCUGCAGCUGUUUUGGACUUGAGUUGGAAUGUUGGUGACACAUUUUUUCACCGUACUCACGAGCAAGUUCGAACGCAGUCAACAUUGUUUGCAAGCACUGCGAGCAAGUACAGGGCUUGUUGGUUUGAGCGGAGAUUUUGACUCCCUGUAUGUUGCGAAUGUCAAGGCAGGAGAUGCAUGGCAGUUAUCAUGACAAGCUGCACUUAAACCUGUCACGAGAGUUUGGAAUAUGGAAAACAAUUGUACAGAGCAACUUUAGAUUGCACCGUGUUUAGAAAUGUAUAUUCGAAGUGCGCAUGGCCGAGGCUUGAGGUCUGUCACGCAGCUGGGAGGAUUUUGCCCUGCAAUCCCCAGGCUUUGGGUGAUCUUUUCAUAGUAUGAGAGAGCCCAAACUCAUUCGCUUCCACUAAAUUCGCAGAGGUAGAAUAGGUUCGGAAUCUACGGGAAAUCUCCCUUUUCUCGCCUCUGUAACCCUGAGGUUCGAGAAUUGUACAGAAUGUUGAGUAAAAGGCAGACUCGAAGUACACCUUCGUGAUCAAUUUAGUUAAUUGAUCGUGCUUUGGCUUAUGAAAUUCUAGUGGACAUGCUGCCGGUGAUUGGCUUGAGUCAACGGGUCCUGAAAGUGAGAUUUCCACCAUACGCCUCUUCGUAUGUUGAUCUCUGAGGGUCUCCACCUAUUUCAGUGCCUGAUGCUCGCAAGUCAUAUCUGCUCUUGCAAUUUAGCCAUGGUGAGAGAAGCCUCAUCUCCGUAGGUGAGUGCAAUUUGUGAACGAAACGAGUUUGCACUGAUCACAAAGUUAUGUGAAGAAAAUCAUUAGGCUACUCUUCUUCAACAGCAAGAAUUGGCAUACUCUAUUAAAUCGGCUGAGGCAUUUUAUCUACACUACCUAAUUGUGGACAAGUCUUGAGAAGGACUUCGCAACAUGUGCAGAUAUUGGUUACUGCCAAUCACGAUAUUCUAAUAAACGAGAAUGGAAAUAGAACA
This is a messenger RNA of Marchantia polymorpha subsp. ruderalis, 1616 nucleotides long. NCBI's taxonomy places the organism in Eukaryota, Viridiplantae, Streptophyta, Marchantiopsida, Marchantiales, Marchantiaceae. The record is from the annotation of a GenBank genome assembly.